UAGGUUAGGUUAGGUUAGGUUAGGUUAGGUUAGGUUAGGUUAGGUUAGGUUCCCUCUCGCGGUGCGCCACCUUGUCGUGGUGAGAGGGCUCCCCUGAUGGUCCUUGUGGCCCCGAUCCCGGGUGGACUUGUCCGCUUGGGAGACGGGCCGCGGGCCGUCGGGGGUCUAAGAGCGCACCGUACGGCUUCGGCUGUACGUGUACGGGAGGGAGAGAAGGAAAACUCUGUAAAACCCGGUGAAGGACACACUGUCAACAAACCAAAUUUAUGGAAGAUGCCCAAAAAGAAGAAGGAUGUUACCGGCCCAGGGGUACUCGGAGCCCCAGGGCCCGGCGCGCAGGGGGGUAUAGUCCCGGCCCCCCCCGCGUCGUCAUCGAGCGGCGGGCAUCUUGCGUUAGUGGGGGUGUCCGGAGCCUCGUGGAAGAGGCUCUGGUCCGGCGACGGGGAUAACGUCGUCGAGGGGGUGGUGCGUGCGGCCCUGGUGCGGGACGCGCGCUCUCGCGAUUGGGACGGCCUCGUCCAGGCGUGGGACGAGGUCUUCCUCAGGUGGCGGGCAGAUGGGGGGAGCGAUGCGGUCAUGGUGGACCUCAUCGCUCGCCUAGUCUGGGACCGAGAGGGGAGGGCCGAGCACUUCAAGGAGAAGCGUGAGGCCCUCCUUGAAAGGUGUCGGGAUCUCGAGGAGGAGAUCAGGGGCCUGCGCGAGUCCCAUGAGAGGGAGGUCCGGGACCUGCGCGAGGCUCUUAAUGGUGAGGUUGCUCGGGGUCUGCGGGAGGCUGUCGGGCAAGGGCUCCGGUCCCGGUUGGAGGGUCUUCUGACCCGGAGCCCCGAGAGAGUGAGCCGGGGCACCGGCUCCGGGCAUGUGGACGUCGUUAACCGGCGAGUUGGGCCGGGGCGUCCCAUGCCCGGAAAGAGGGUCUCCAGGGGGACUGAUCCCGUAGUGUGGGAUCCGCCCCCUGGGGUUAAGGUAGUGGACCGCUGCGUCGGCACGGACCCGGUCGGGUGCGUGGACCGUUCGGUCGGCCCCGACUGUCCGGGCGGCCGGCGCGCGGUCGACGAGAGGGAUCCCGCUUUAGGGACGUCGGGGGGCGGGGGGGGACACUGGCCAAAACGCACGGCCUUGUUCCCCCCAACCUCCGAGCGAGAGGGGUGGCCCCGGGUCGGGCGCCGGGAGGGCAGUCAUGUGCUUCCGGUGCCUGGUCCGGGGCCACAUUGGGCGUGACUGUCGGGGCCCGUAUCGUGGCAAUUUAUGCUAUCGGUGCGGGGCUCCGGGUCACGUGGCGAGGGGGUGCAGUGGGGCACUUAGGUGCCCAGUCUGCGCCGGUUCCGGGGGGGUCGCCGACCACAAGUUGGGGUCGGCGAGCUGCCCCGCCCGGCGGUCGGGAGGACGGCCGUGUAAGGGCGGUGGCGGCGAGGCGGAAAUUCCGAGAGAGGAAGAGGGCCGUCGGGGGUGGGGGGUUUGCCCCCCUCCCCCCCCGGCGGCCCGGCGAGCGGGCGGGGCUGGCUCGCGCGGGGCGUGGGUGGGGGGGACUUGUCCCCCUCCCCUGUACGGGAGGGCCCGGAAGCGGGCGGACAGGGCGGGACAUGGGGCUUCCGCGGGGCUGGAUGAGGGCCCCGCGGGACCCGCGUUGUUGGAGGUGCUCGCCGGGAUCGCGAGCAGUGUCGCGAUCCUGGCGAGACGAGUGUGGGGGGGCGAGGGAUGCGGCGUCACUCGUGGGCGUGGCUCCCUCGCUCUUUCCCGGCGGGUGCGCGGGAGCGGGGUCAAGUGGCCCCCUCCGCGCCCGUAGGCCGGUGUUGGUGGUGGCGCGCCGGUUCCGGGUCCCUUUCUGGGACCCCCGGGACCGGCGCGCUGGAUGGGGGGAUGGCCCGGGGGGGGCUAUCGGGACGGGCCGCUCGCGGCCCUCUCUCGUUCUCCCCCUCCUGAGCGGAUGGUGGGGCGGGGCCCUCGCGGUGUGAGCGAGAGUCCGCGCUCGGAGGGACGGUGGAGGGGGGGGCGGAGCGACUGGCGCCUGGGCUUACGCGCCUCCUUGUGAGGGGCGGGCCCCGUGCCUUGCUCUUUGGCCCCCCUCCUCAUCGAAGACGCGCCGCUUCCGGUGGCGGGGGCGGUGGCGUCACGGGAUGGAACGGGCGGGGCGGUGCCGCGUCGUACUUAACGACGGCGGCGCCGCCUCGCCCGCCCCCCGGCCCGCGUCGUUUACGGACGCCGGUUGGGGUGUGAGUGGGCGGGUUUGCGGGCGAGCGCGUAGUAGUGCCGCCCGCUUACCCGCCUCCCUCCGCCCGGUCCUGGGGAGUUUGGGACCGGGCGAGAGGCAUGAUGCUGCGCGCCCCCCCCUCUGAUUCUCUCCCCCACGUCGGGGAGCGGAGGGAGGGGUGCGCAGUCGGGGGAGGCGGCCUUCGCGACAGGUUCGGGGCGGGGACCGGGAUCCCCGCUCGGCCGACCGACCCCGACGGGAGGGAAACCCGGGGGGUGGAUGGCCCCCUUCGGGUUGAGGGGGGGGCGGGAGGGGGUUUUGUCCUCUUCCCGUCCCUCCACGGGAUGUAGGGUUGCCUACGCAACCCUAGGGCGAGGGCUCCCCGGAAGUAAUGCUACAGCAGUUCCCGGGGAGUCCGACUAAACGCCCUGACGGCCAUCCGGAGUGGUUUUAGUCGGUAGGCCUGCCCGUUGCACACCGAGGGUGCGAGACCGCAUAGGUCCUAUUCGCACCCGAGGGGGCGGGAGUCCGACAUACCCCGGGCCCUUCCCGGAGGCCCGGGGAUCCAUGAGGAUUUCCACUCCGUCACAAAAAAAAAAAAAAAAAAAAAAAAAAAAAAAAA
Monomorium pharaonis (pharaoh ant) is the source of this 2810-nucleotide messenger RNA. RefSeq lists its product as uncharacterized. NCBI's taxonomy places the organism in Eukaryota, Metazoa, Arthropoda, Insecta, Hymenoptera, Formicidae. The coding region runs from base 97 to 1218 and encodes 373 amino acids. The transcript has 2 exons. The record is from RefSeq and is a predicted model, not a curated record.